Messenger RNA from Scleropages formosus (Asian bonytongue), 6555 nucleotides. RefSeq names its product DIRAS family, GTP-binding RAS-like 1a (gene diras1a). Gene Ontology annotation, biological process: signal transduction. The coding region runs from base 221 to 817 and encodes 198 amino acids. Gene Ontology annotation, molecular function: GTP binding; GTPase activity. Gene Ontology annotation, cellular component: membrane. NCBI's taxonomy places the organism in Eukaryota, Metazoa, Chordata, Actinopteri, Osteoglossiformes, Osteoglossidae. The transcript is spliced from 2 exons. The record is from RefSeq and is a predicted model, not a curated record.
AGGAGAGCAGUGAGGAGGAGAAGAGCAGGGAGGAGGAGAGCACCUCGGCACCACGGUACAGUACAAUGCUGUAGUGUAGGACGGCAGCGUUCUCCAGAUUCACUCCUCCGAACACACACACACACACACACACACACACACACACACCGAGGCCAGGCAGGGGAAGUGCCGCUUCAAUUCAGCCUCAGGUGGAAGAACACAUAGAAACUAUAGGAACAAGAUGCCAGAGCAGAGCAAUGAUUACCGGGUGGUGGUGUUCGGGGCUGGUGGGGUGGGCAAGAGCUCCCUGGUGCUACGCUUCGUGAAGGGGACCUUCCGGGACACAUACAUCCCCACUGUGGAGGACACAUACAGGCAGGUGAUCAGCUGCGAUAAGAGUGUUUGCACCCUACAGAUCACUGAUACCACAGGCAGCCACCAGUUCCCUGCCAUGCAGCGCCUCUCCAUUUCCAAGGGUCACGCCUUCAUCCUGGUGUACUCCAUCACCAGCCGACAGUCCCUGGAGGAGCUUAAGCCCAUCUACCAGCAGGUGUUGACCAUCAAGGGUAGUGUGGAGAACAUCCCAAUCAUGCUGGUGGGGAACAAGUGUGAUGAGACCCAACGGGAAGUGGAGACCAGGGAGGGAGAGGCACAGGCUGCAACCUGGAAGUGUGCGUUCAUGGAAACCUCAGCAAAAACCAACUACAACGUCAAGGAGCUGUUCCAGGAGCUGCUCAACUUGGACAAGAAGAGGAAUAUGAGCCUCAACAUCGAUGGGAAGCGCUCCAACAAGCAGAAGAGGACCGACAAGCUCAAGGGCAAGUGCAGUGUGAUGUAAGUUGGCUGGUGCAAAGGAAAAGAAGGAGAUUAAAGUAAAGGUCAGAGAGACUUGCACAGAAGAGGAAGGAGCAGGCAGAUGAGGUGUGAUGACAAAAGGCCAGGGAAUCAUCUGAGAAGAUUCAUAUGACCUAAAAGCAUUUUCUGUGACCUCUCCACAGCCCCAUCCCCCAAACUCCAAUCUCUCUGACUUUAAACCAUGAACCAUCUGCAGCAUGUUUAAUCCAUCGGUCAUCAGAUCUUUUCUGAAAGGUGUUAUCCCCUAAGGAAGUGCUGUCACAAUGUCAAGAUAAGGGCAUAGUGAUGCAUGGGAGGUUGAGGAAAGUAAAAUGGGAACCUAUCACAAUAUGAAUCACUCCACAAAGCCAAGGGAAAGAAACGGAAAGGGAGAAAAGUCCACAUGAGGCUUACGAUAAUGGUAGAUAUUUAUUCCCCAUAUUUACUCUAUCUUCCACGGAGCUGGCAUUCUCUUCCUUUUAUUUUCUGUUCUUUGGCACCGUUCUGAAUUUAGCAAGUUAUAGGUUUCAUUAGCAAGAAAGUGAAGCUGUGAAGAACUCAGCUGCACAAAGAUGUUUUGUAACAGCAUUUUCCAUUUUCACUGAUAACCUGGACAUUGAAUUGACAGGCUGUUUUUUUUUUUUUUUUUUUUUUUAGGGAGUAAAUGUGUUCAUAAUUUCACAAGUUGGCCUGGUAGUGGUUCUGGCAGGAAAAUCAGAGUAGAGGCAAAGUAAACAGGAAGGAAAGGCAGCUAUUAUAGAUUCACAAGGUUCUGUUGUUCUGUUUUAAGAUUUACACAGAUAAUGAAACUCCUUUGACUCUCUGCUUCCAUUUUUAUUUCCCUUGAUGUUUUACAUCAACUGAAAUUCCACCUCUGGUGGUAACUCUUCCUAGGAAAAGAAGCAGAUUUGAAUUACUACUACAUGUACUCACUAACUCAAACGCUUUAGCUAACUGCUUGUCCCGGUCAGCGUCACAGUGCUCCAGAGCUUAUUUCGGAAUUCCUGGGUACGAGGCUUGGGUGGUACACCCUAGAGCGGACGCCAGUUCAUCACAGGGUAUUACUAAUUCUUUUCCAAAUUUAUCAGUAAGACAGAGAAGCUGUGUUUUUGACAUGAGUGUCAGCUUUGGACCAUACACAUGUUCUUUUAAUUCAUUUGAGCGAUAUAAUGAACGCAAUCACCCAGGCUGUCUCUUUGGGUCUUUUAAGGGAUAUGUCAGUGUUUUUCAGAUUUUACUAAUUACUCAUCUGUUUUCUCUACAAGAAGCUGCGCGGAGUGCCCUUACAGCUUGCUGAUUUUUAUUAAUCGCGUUUCCAAUCCAUAUCAUUUGUUUCUCUUAGAAACAUAACAAGCAUGGAUACCAAGGUUUGACCAGAUUGUCCAAAUUAUAUGUUUUCGAUGAAACGGAAUGUCUUUGAGGCACCAGUUAUUUACUCGUCUAUGUAAGAAUUUUUUUUAAUUAAUUUAUUUAUUUAUUUGUUUAUUUGUUUCACUUUAUAAAAUGUUGCCUUUCAAAACUUCAGGACUUGUAUGCUGUCAUAUCUGUAUAUAUAAUGCUUCUUGGCACCCUUUUAAUGCCUGCCAACCUGUUAAAACCUUGGUGUCUUCCAACUCAAUGAAGUGAGCAGUUCUGGAAGCAAGACAAGAAACCUUCCCCAUGUACCACCGAAGGAGUGGCAUAUGUACCAGGUAAUGCUGUGUUCACAGAACAGAGAAGGACGUUAAGAAGGUGCCCACGUUCCCUGACGACAGUGCACCCUGUUUCCAGAGUCGCUGGAACAGAGAGGUUUUGCACUGUGCCAAUGAGAGAAGGGUUACACUGCUGAGUCCUGGAGAGUCUCAUGAUGGGUCUUCUCAGUUAGCCACCCUACUAUUUUAUUUAAUCUCAAGUAAAACACCAACCAACUUGGAAAUGUGCCCAGCUUUCUGAGCUUCUGCUGAACCACGCUUAAAUUCUAUGUGGACCGUGGGGUAGUCCAGCAGUCAUAACAGCCAAGAAAAUAUGUGGAAAUUUAAAAAGUGCACGCAUUUUUUUUUUUUUAAAUUUAAUAUAAGGCUGUCAUUUGCUUUUAUCGUUAUGUUUUUUGUCACAUAAACAAAACAAACAAGACAAAACCAUCCGUUAACAUCUGACAUGCAGUGUGUCAUUUGAUGUCAUGGUUGUCGACGCAGACUGAUUUUAGAGGUGUGCUGAGCAAUGAUGUGCACUGAUAUAAACAGUCAUUGGAUUCAUUGUUGUAUUCAGUUCAAAGACAGUGGUAAAAUAUAAAAAAGGAAAGGCCUUGAAUACUAUUGUGCAGCAUCCCACAGAUUUGUUCAUAAUCAGAUUUUAUGCCCCAUAUAACUCUUCACCCUGUACUCAGGAGAAAAUCUAUUAACAGUAUAAUUAAACCAUAAGAGGUAUGCAAAGGAUUACGUCUUUUCUACUUUACUAACCUACAUUAUCAUGAGAUGAUACCCUUGUUAGUACAUAUGAAGGUGGUUGAGUAAAACGAUGACAUAUUUAUGUCAUGCAACAUUAUUUCUUUCCCACUUUAUCACAAAUGGGGUGUUAAUAGUUCCUGUUAAAAUUUUCAAGUGACAGAUACAGAAGUGACUGUCUUGCCCAGGGAUUACAAAUGAUUGGUCAGAUUCAAAAGCACAAGAGUGGGUAAUUUUGACAGGUCACUGUCCAACAUGAGAUCUGAUCUGAGUGAUGAGCCAGGUCUGAUAGAGCAAUAAUGUUUAAAUCCCCUCGUGGAACAGUUCCACAGCUUUUUCGGUGUCUCUCUCAGGUUGCAAGAAAUGAGGCUGUAAAUUUCCAACUUCCACAAGCGACUGACCUCAAUGUGUUGUGACUGACGUUCAUAAGAAAACUAUCCUUAGCCACAGUUAUCCAGCUGAAAAGAAAAAAUGGAAGUAUGUACAGGAAGCCAACCAGAAACCAAAAUUAUUGUAUUUUCAAUUCCCUGAUUCCAAGUAAUCUAAAAUGAGCCAAAGAAAAUAUGUUGUCUGAUUUUUAGUAAUUUGUUCAUUUUAAAAGCACAGUUUGGAUGAUCAUCUUUCCAUGUAUCAAGGCCAGUUAAAUCAAAGGAAUUUUCUUUUAACUGGUGUUCAGAUCAUCCAGUUUAGCUAUGGGCCCAAGACUGAUGUUCAGAGGCCAAUGAACUCUCUUUCCCCAUUGUAUAAUCUGCAGAAAUGACGUAUCAGCUUUCAGAACUAAUAUCAUUUUAUGCAAUGUAUUGUAUUGGCACAAUCAUAUGUAUGAAUAGCAUACCACCAGAAUUCUGAAUUGCUUGUAUACAAUUUCUGUAUGUGUGUACCCUGUGCAGAUGUUUUAAGUAUUUACUGUUGAGAUAGUGGCCAUCAUAUUAAGGUAUGUUAAGGUAUAUGUUGCAUUAUCAGAAUGUUGUUUGCAAAGCAUGGGAUAUUUAGAAGUAAUAUGUAUGUUUUUACAGCCUUAGCUUCUAGCAAGAUUUACAUUGAUACCGAAUAAUAGGAUAAUGUAUCAGCUUGGUCCUAAUAUCUUUUAGUACUUUUCAAACACAACUACAUUGUAAGUCAGGGAGCUUUUUGGAUACCAGAAUACCUGUGAAGCAAAGAUUGACUUGUUCUUUUAAGCACAGUAAAAAUGUUUCAAAGUGUAAUGUCAAAACGGUUUUCACUUUGCUACUGAAUUUUUAAUCAGUGUUUGGUCAAUUUGUCAUCUUCAUGUUAUUUUGGAAUCUGUAUUUAUGACGUCUUUCACACUCACCCACUUUAUUUUUGUUCAACUUAAAUAUGCAUCCAGUAAUGUCAUACAGAAACAGUGCACGUAUAAUGUCCGAUCCACAUAUAAUGUCAUGGAGAAAAAGGUUUCACAUUUACCCUUAAAAAAAUGCUUGUGCAGUACUGUAAUGUUAUUCUUCAGAUUCAACGUGGUCCUUUUUGUUUUACAUUUCCAUUGUUUUUGUGGCUGCUGUGAUGUACAAUUAACUGCUACAGAGCUAAGGCCUCUAAGUGCACUGGGGCUGUUACCCUUACCUGUAAUUUUGUGUUGGCAAAAAUGCAAUUGCUUGGACUUCUUCUACCUAGAGUUUCAUAGUUUGAUUCCAUCUUUGGGUGCUUAGGGCACAAUAAUUUCCCAGACAUUAUCAACUGCUUUGAAAUGGUCCUUUCCUCAUUUAAGUAUGGAAGUAAGACCAGUUUCAGCAUCUCUAAAGUAUACGUUCCACACUACAGCUGUUGUUGGAUGUUCAGAUAUUCCUUCUCUGUCUACAUACGUCAUUUCAGUGUUUGAGCAGGGCAUGCCUUACAUGUAUAUUGUAUAGCUCUAUGGAAAUAGUUUAUUUUCCUGACCCAAGGGAGCCACCUUUGUUGCACAGAUUGAGUAAUUUGGUCACGCUUGUAACUGUUCCAUGGGAUUUUCGUCAUCCAGCACUAUAUUUUCUGCAGUUGCGGGGAUACCAGUGCACGGUAAGCCUCCCUGCCCCCUUUCAUGUAUGAAUCAUGCUGUUCCACUGGAAGGCCGCAGCGCCUCUGACAGAGACAGACUGAAGCAGCAGGGCUUUCAAAAUGUGAGGCGAAAAGCAGCGCUGAUGUACCGUGGAUGGUGUUUGUCUUUAAUGUUCAAAUACUAACCCUGUUCAUUCCACUGUCUUGUGUUAUUUUGGAAAAAAGAAUCAGUUGUCCUGUCAAAUUUUCACUCCUCUGUUAAUCAGUUAACUGUCUAUGGUGAGUAAGCGUGGAGAGACUGAAAAUAAGCACAUGUGUAAAAAUGCAUAUAUAGAAAGGAAAAGGUAAUGUUACAAAACAGGAUGCUUGAGGAAUGUAUGGAGAUGUUGAAUGAUACACCGGAAAAUUGUUUAACCUUUUCUACAUUUUAAAAUAUUUUUUAAAGACAAUGGGGGAAAGUAUAUGGGACGUGAGACAAAUUUAUUUGUGUAAACUGUUACAAAAAUGCUUCUGUUUUUCUCAUAUGUGUUGUGAUUUUACAGGGUGUAGGAAAUGUGUAUCCAUGUUUUGGAUAUAUUUGUUCUAAAACUGAAACCCUGAGAGAAACGUUUUUUCUUAUUCUGUUUUAGGCCUAAUUAUCUGUUGUAAAUACAUACAAGUGUAAUAUACCUAUAUACAGGCAUACACAUGCAUAAGUGUGUGUGUGUGUGUAUAUAUAUAUAUAUAUAUAUACACAUAUAUACACACAUAUACAGUAUAUGUUCUGGGUAGCAGUGGGACAAUGCUGGGGGUGUACAGUAACUACAGGGUAAGCAAAAAUUAGAAGCAGGCAACCACCCAGAAGGAAUUUUAGUAAUCUACUUUGUUCUCAUCAGUAUGUUAUGAUGAGCACAGUUUACACUGGCACCCACACACUCUCUAGCUAUUGCUGGACAUAAUGAUUGGUUGCCUUAAUUAACAUCAAGGGCAAUGUGAAUGUCCACAUUUUAUGGUUAAGGGUUGGAAGUAGAUAUCCAGAGGGUAUCCCAUUUCUCCAGAAUUAGUAAAGGCAUAGCAAUAGGGGUUAUUGCAUAGGCCGUCCUGAACUAUUUUCUCAUGCCUCUGAGAACAGCAUCCAGCAUUGUCGCUACUGAUACCUGUCUGUGCGUACCCAAGCAUGAGGGCAAAGACAAAAACUGUGAAGCAUCUUUUGAACCCCUGUGCAAUUUUAUAUUUUUGAAUGUUUGAUCAUGAUUCAAGAUUAUUUCAAUGUUUGCUUUUUAAAGAAGAGUUAAUCUAGCAUUCCCUUCUAGCAAUAGUCUUCCUAUUAAUGAUAUACUGUGUUCAU